AUGACUGCCAUGGGCAACCGAUUUGAUAUUAACUACGUCGUCGCGAGAAGUUUCUACUAUGUCUGUGGGCCACUGCUGGGUAUUGAUUUUGUUGUCGAGGGAGAAGAACACAUGUCAACUCCAUCUGCUGUAUACAUCGGUAAUCACCAGACUAUGUUAGAUAUAUUGUAUCUCGGAAGGAUAUUCCCCAAACAGUCUUCGAUCAUGGCCAAGAAAGAACUCAAGUGGUCUCCUUUGCUUGGACAAUACAUGGCACUUUCGGGGGCUGUCUUUGUCGAUCGAAAGAAUAGCAAGGACGCCCUCCAUGCGCUCGCCAAGGCCGGCGAAGAAAUGAAGUCCAAGGGCGUUUCGCUAUGGGUGUUCCCCGAAGGUACACGCUCGUCCUCCGAGAAGCCUGACUUGCUGUCAUUCAAGAAGGGGGCCUUUCAUCUGGCUGUCCAGGCAGGGGUUCCUAUUGUGCCGGUUGUAUGCGAAAACUAUUGGAGACUUUAUCGCAAGGGAACGCUAGAAGAAGGUACCCUCAAGAUCAAAGUGUUACCACCGAUCCUGACCAAAGGGCUAACCGCUGAAGACGUAACUGAAUUGGCCGAACGGACUCGAGAAUCUAUGCUCGAGACAUUACGGGAGAUUUCCAUUCCCGUUCUAUCUGAUGCCCGCGAAUCGACGCCGAAACCUUCAACGGUGCCCACACCUGCGUCGGUUCCCGAGUCUGAGUCAAUUGUUGACGUGAGGGAGCUACUGCCCCAAGGGAAGAGCACGUCAAGAGAAGAAGUUCCUACAGUCUCACAACGAAGCGUAGCGGGCAGCGAAAGCGAAGCCACGGACGAAGACAUGGUUGUCGUGGAUCACCCCUAG
Molecule: messenger RNA, 855 nt
Organism: Rhizoctonia solani
Lineage: Eukaryota; Fungi; Basidiomycota; Agaricomycetes; Cantharellales; Ceratobasidiaceae
Product: acyltransferase
Exons: 4
Coding region: 1-855 (284 amino acids)
Biological process (GO): phosphatidic acid biosynthetic process
Cellular component (GO): membrane; endoplasmic reticulum
Molecular function (GO): 1-acylglycerol-3-phosphate O-acyltransferase activity
Source: RefSeq, a predicted model, not a curated record